AUGCCUUCGACUGACGCAAAGCCCGUCAUCGUUAUCAUACCUGGUGCUUGGCAUGUGCCAGCCCACUAUGCACACCUCGCACUAAAGCUCAACUCCAGCGGCUACACUGUAGACUGCCUCGAGAUGUCUUCGACCAACGAUGAGAAGGACUUGCCUGAAGAUACAUGGAAAGAAGACAUCUCGAUCAUCCGCAAUGCCAUUACUUCACACACCGACGCUGGCAGAGAUGUAGCAGUUGUGAUGCACUCGUUUGGCGGCAUGAUGGGUUCGGAAGCAGCUUGCGGCUUGGGAAAGAAGGAGACCGAGACAUCUGGCUCUGUCAUCAAACUUGUUUACAUGACUUCUUUUAUGCUCAAAGAAGGGCAACUCCGCUCAGACUUUCCGGAUUGGCCAAACAUUGCUCGCGUCGACGAUGAACAGGUAUGUAAAUCUUGUCUACCACCAUUACGAGCUGAACCAAUGCGCCUCAUGNNGCAGAACCCCAAGGCUCUCAUACCCCUAGAGCCGAUGCACUUCUUCUACCACGACGUGCCAGAACAAAUGAGCCAGCGUGCAAUCGACAAUCUAGGUGGAUGCCCGCUCUCUCAUGUGAUGAACUCGCCUUCAAAGGUCGCUUGGCGCGAGAUUCCAACGGCUUAUAUUGUCUGCGAAGACGACAGAGCCCUUACAAAAGACGGUCAAGAGCAGAUGAUCAAUGCUGUCAAGGCCGAGGGCGUGGAAGUGGAGACUACGUAUUUGAUUUCUGGUCAUAGUCCGUUCUUGAGCAUGCCUGCCGAAACUGCAAAAGCAGUCCGUGGCUUCCUGGAGAAGGCUUGA
Messenger RNA from Aureobasidium vineae, 816 nucleotides. The record is from the annotation of a GenBank genome assembly. NCBI's taxonomy places the organism in Eukaryota, Fungi, Ascomycota, Dothideomycetes, Dothideales, Saccotheciaceae.